GUGCGGGCGGGCGGGGGGUGGCCACGAAAAGUAGGAGGCGGAGGGGCAGCAGCCCGGCCUUCUGCAGGUCUGCGGGUCUGAGUGUCGCGGCGGCGCGCUCGCGGCGAGAAUCGGGAAGAGGAGGAGACGGCAAGGAUAGGCCCAGGAGCAAUGGCGUCCAAAGAGGAAGCAGCAGUAAAAAAUCUCAACGUGGCAAAUGCCGAACAGGAAAACGAAGGAGAGGACCCGGCCCCUGUACAAAAUGGAGAGGAAUCAUGCCAUUUGAAGAAGGGUGAAGGCCGGAAGCCUGGAGGAAAUGUUAGGCUGGGGCGAGUUAGGCGCCUUGUCCCUAAUUUUCGAUGGGCCAUACCUAACAGGCAGCCUGAUCACAAUGAAGUGGGAGAUGAUGUAGAGAAGUUCAUAGGGCAGAUGAUGGAAAUCAGGAGAAAGACUAGGGAGCAGCAACUGAGGCAUCAUAUGCCUUUCCAGACUCCUGAACCUGAUAAUCAUUAUGACUUUUGCCUUAUCCCUUGAAUCCUAAGGUGUUCCCUGAGGUUAAUAAUGUGGCUUCUGCUCUACAAGCUUGUAGUUUUGUGACUUCCUUUUUCUGAAAACCGUUUGGUGUUUCCACUUUCACAACAGUUUCUAAGUGAGUAUUGUUUUGUCUCAGUGUAAAUCUUUCUGUCCGGCAGGGCAAUUUCACCCAGUUUUAGGGAAAAUAUUCUUUUCAUAAUAUGAAAUUAAUAAAGCAAUUUAAAAUGCAA
This is a messenger RNA of Diceros bicornis minor, 743 nucleotides long. It is a transcript of the gene BEX4, whose product is annotated as brain expressed X-linked 4. The transcript is spliced from 3 exons. The record is from RefSeq and is a predicted model, not a curated record. Gene Ontology annotation, cellular component: nucleus; cytoplasm. Bases 151 to 513 code for a protein of 120 amino acids. Lineage: Eukaryota; Metazoa; Chordata; Mammalia; Perissodactyla; Rhinocerotidae.